AUGAAGCCGUACUGGCUUCUCCUAUGGUGGUGCUCGCUGCGAGGAAAGAACACUUUGACGGUCAAGGGCGUCUACUGUACAAAUGGUUCGACGCCUUGCAUGCGUACUGCUGUCUGGUGGACCGUGGUGACGCUGAUCGUCUACGCUACUUUCUACGGUGUGCUGUUCCUGUACGAAAUCGUCGAAGGUGUUUGUCUAGGGUGGCCUGGGGUAGUGAUCUUAACGGUGACGAUGGAUUACACGUUUGCGAGUAAUGGGGGCGUCGUGGAGUUAGGCGAGCUCGGCGAGGGCGUCGAGAUUCUGUCAGGGAGGAUGUCCCGAGUGAGAACGGUGGCAACCAUCUUGGGAACGGUUCCCGUUCCCCCUCUGGAGUGA
Molecule: messenger RNA, 375 nt
Organism: Phytophthora infestans T30-4
Lineage: Eukaryota; Oomycota; Peronosporomycetes; Peronosporales; Peronosporaceae
Exons: 3
Coding region: 1-375 (124 amino acids)
Source: RefSeq, a predicted model, not a curated record